Messenger RNA from Octodon degus (degu), 3483 nucleotides. It is a transcript of the gene Sdr39u1, whose product is annotated as short chain dehydrogenase/reductase family 39U member 1. The record is from RefSeq and is a predicted model, not a curated record. NCBI's taxonomy places the organism in Eukaryota, Metazoa, Chordata, Mammalia, Rodentia, Octodontidae. The transcript is spliced from 7 exons. The coding region runs from base 16 to 996 and encodes 326 amino acids.
UUCAUACCAUUACGAAUGAAGUGUGAAAUGCCACGCCCAGUCUCGAGUCCGACGUUUCCGUUGGCGAAAAGCGCACGUCCCCAAAAGACGCAUGCGCAGAAGGCCCUAAUGGGAGGGGCUGGAAAAGGCGGUGGGUCCGGCUUCAUUGGGACAGCCCUAACCCGGCUGCUGAAAGCCAGGGGCCACGAGGUGACGCUGGUCUCCAGACAGCCAGGGCCGGCUCGAAUUACGUGGGAGGAACUCAGCAACUCUGGGCUGCCGAGCUGCGAUGCUGUGGUCAACCUGGCCGGGGAGAAUAUCCUCAACCCUCUCCGAAGGUGGAAUGAAGCCUUCCAAAAAGAGGUUCUCACCAGCCGCCUGGAGACCACCCAAAUGCUGGCAAAAGCCAUCACUAAAGCCCCACAGCCACCCCAGGCCUGGAUCUUAGUCACAGGUGUAGCUUACUACCAGCCCAGUCUGACUGCAGAGUAUGAUGAGGACAGCCCAGGGGGAGAUUUUGACUUUUUCUCCAACCUUGUGACCAAAUGGGAAGCCACAGCCAGGCUUCCUGGAGAAUCUACACGCCAGGUGGUGGUGCGCUCAGGAGUUGUGCUGGGCCAUGGAGGUGGUGCCAUCGGCCAUAUGCUGCUGCCCUUCCGACUGGGCCUUGGGGGGCCCAUCGGCUCAGGCCACCAAUUCUUCCCCUGGAUUCACAUCAGGGACCUGGCAGGAAUCCUGACCCAUGCCCUUGAAGCAAACCACGUGCAGGGGGUCCUCAAUGGCGUGGCUCCAGCCUUCACCACUACCAAUGCUGACUUUGCCCAAGCCUUGGGCGCUGCCCUGGGCCGCCCAGCCUUCAUCCCAGUCCCCAGCACUGUGGUACAAGCUGUCUUUGGGCGAGAACGUGCCACCAUGUUGCUGGAGGGCCAGAAGGUGGUGCCCCGGCGGACACUGGCCACAGGCUACCAGUAUUCCUUCCCAGAGCUGGGGGCUGCCUUGAAGGAAGUUGUAGCCUAAGUAGAGAGGCUUUUGGCAGGAGCCCAGGCUUAUCCCCUGCCAGACGUGCCUGGUUAGAUACUGUGAACAGCCGCAGGUUAUGCUCUACUGGAGAUCAGAAAUCAUCUGGGUCUUCAAGAAACCUCUCUCAUUCUUCUCUUCCCCAUCAUUCUGUCGCCCCACCUUAUUUAACUGAGAAAUUCUCCAGUCUCAAGGCUGUAUCUCACCAAGUUGGGACCUUGACCUCUUCUAGUCCCUGUAAAAAAUUUCCAAGUUUGUUUUCCUCUGUGUUGCAUUGUUGCCCCAAUUCUCCUUCGUGCUGUGUUGAAUAUGCUGCGGUUUUGACAAUAAAGAUUAAAUUAUCUAACUGGCUUCCACUCAUCUUUUUGGCCUACAUUCUCCUAGAUACUAUUCCAGGAUGUCAUUCUAUAUGACUUUUCCCAGCAUGGGGUUUUUAAAGUUACAAUAGGCAACAGCUCUUCUCAUCCUUUCCCAUCUUGGUUCCUGUUUACCAGAAGGGCUGAUCAGAGUAUAAGGCAUAAAGUUAUGAUAAGGUUAAAGAGAGAAGACAAAAGAAAUGAUUGUCCAUUUCCAGUGAGUUCUGUGGUCAUCCUGCACAUCUGUUCACUGAGUACAUGCCAUCAGGAAUAUUAGCAGAGGAGGAGCCCCCGGUGUAGGCUAGCCUUCAGUCUGUGUCACCAAAUGCCAGUGAAUUAAAAAGUAAUCAUAUUAGUCCUAGUUUGUCAACCUGCAGCAGCACAAGUCCAACACCUAGGAUUUGCCUCUCAUCUGAUUAGAGCCACUUCCAUCUACCAGGAUCCUACAAAAGGGCAGAAGAGCCCUCUGACCUAUUGCACUUUCAUCAUCAGAGAGUGGAAAGGGCAGGGAACCAAUCACAGGCUACAAAUUUAACCCUGUCAGGAAAAUGUAGGUGCCAGGUAUUCACCUGGGACCCUUUUCAUCUACCUAAAGAGUGACGUCUGCCAUGAUUUAACCAGCAGUAGUUCAUCUGCCAAUUUGGACCAUAUUAUCCAGUCCUCCUCUUUCCCAGGGCACUAUGGAUUGAGUCACUAACCCCUGCCUGACCAGCUUGUCUCCAUUAUGCACACCUCCAGCCUGCAUCAAUACAGACUAGCAAUCUAAAGCACCAGCAGGUAGAAGGGCCAAGCCACUGAGACCUGGGGACCCUCCCCCACUGUUCAGCUCCUCAUGCUUAAUUCCCUGCCUAUUAGGAAAGAAGUCAGAGCCUACAAAGGAUCUUCAUCAGUGAUGUACUGCAGGGCCUAAACAGAACAAAGCCCAGGGGCACCUGUCCUACGUCAUUUGGUCUAGGACUCUAGGAGGUUGACUACCUCUGUGCCUGGGGAAAUCAAAGGUAACAAAAAAGCAUCUGGUAGGCUACCUUAGAAGAAGGACUAUCAGUGAAUACUGUCCCUGUAAGAAAUGUGCUACCUUAAGGUAGUAAAUUCCUCAGCACAGAAGGAAUCCAAGCAGAUACAAGGCAAUGACCUGCAGGAAUCAGCAUUGAGACCAGAUGUCAUGUGUGUUAGUGGAGUUAUUGUGAGGCCAAUAAGGUGCCUUCUAACUCUGACUCUUCAGUUUUCACUUUCCAGGCAACUGCUUCAUCUAGAUAAAACCGCUCCAUAUACAUGCACAGCUGUGCACACACAUAGACACAAAGCAGAAGUGCCUCAACUUAUGCAACCUAUGUCUUUGUAAAGAAAAUGUUAGCUCAGAAAAUGUUAGCUCAGAUCAUAUUAACAUCAUUGCCGAGCAUGGCUUCAUGGAUUUGAUACUCCACACCAAGGACAUCCUGACACAUCUGUGCAUCUGUAAACAAAUACCUGAUGCAACAAGAGAGCUGCCAUUUAUAGGAACCCUGAGAGUAUUCGUGAUAAUGCAGUCACCCCUGACUUAGCUAUUUCAUAAAUGUGAAUACUGAGAGUUGCCCAAAAGGGUUGUAGCCAUUAUGCAGCAUGUUAUUCUGAGGACACAGUGUUAAAAUCUAGGGUUUGGAACCUAAACAUGAAUGAGCCACAUCUCUCUGAGAGCAAAGUUUUGGUUAGGGAGCCUGUGCAGCCACAUCUGAGGCUUGGUCCCAGCACCUUUCCUCUACGAUCCUACUUCUCCCUCCAACAGGCACUUUUACUCUUGAUUUAUUGGCAGAAGUAAAGGCCAAGCAGCUCAACCAAAGCCACAGACAGGCAUAGCUGAGAUUGGAAACGAGCCACCCUCUGCCUUCCUCAGCACACUGCUACCCAGCCUACCUAACAGGACAGCUCCUCAAGAGGCUAGCAUUCCUUCUGAUACCCCCAGGGAACAGUCCAGCCUGUAAUUUCAGCCAGUCCUUUGGUCAGAACAGCAAGCAGGGGGAGGAAAGCCUCAGAUGUUUUGCCAGCCCUGGGUUACUCCAGCCUGCACCAAGACUCUCCAGUCUCCACAACUUCUCUUUCUAGCAGCCCCUUUCCUACAGAAAGCAAGAUGGUUAAAGCAAGAUUGGGAAGUUAA